Lethenteron reissneri (Far Eastern brook lamprey) is the source of this 4330-nucleotide messenger RNA. RefSeq names its product collagen alpha-1(X) chain-like. The record is from RefSeq and is a predicted model, not a curated record. NCBI's taxonomy places the organism in Eukaryota, Metazoa, Chordata, Hyperoartia, Petromyzontiformes, Petromyzontidae. Gene Ontology annotation, molecular function: protein binding.
AGUCGCUCACCUGUGCACGAUCCGCGUGCAGGAGCGUGCACACACACACACACACACGUGGACACACACACACACACACGUGGACACACGCACACGUGGGGAUAGACGCGCACACGUGAACACGCACGCGCGCUGUCUGGACUUGUCAACUCAAGAUUUUUCAGAAGGCAUAUACCAACAUGGCGGCUGGCCUUGAGCUGCAGUGCAUUCUGGGGGCGGCCAUGAUGCUCUGCCAGGUCGCCUCGACGAUGGGCGGAGCUCCUCCACCCCGGGGUGCAGGAGGAGGAGGCUACAUGGAGUUGCCGGGCCAGUACAAGGGCCCCCUACCCAGCAGGGACAAGCAUUACGGGCGCGAGCAGUACGUGCCUCUCGAAGUCCCCUUGCACGGCAACGGACAGAAGGGAGAGAAAGGACAGAAUGGAGAACCUGGCCCGCGGGGGCUUCCAGGCCCAGCCGGAGUCCCGGGGAAACCGGGAAUAGGCCUCCCCGGCGCUCGAGGUCCUCCAGGAACGCACGGCCCUCCGGGAUACACCGCCAUGGCCAAGCCGGGCCUACCGGGUCUUCCCGGAAAGCCAGGCCUGAAGGGUCUGCCCGGGCCCAAUGGAGACGUAGGCCCUCAAGGGGAGCCCGGAUUGCGGGGCGCGCCAGGAAUCUCAGGAAUGCCGGGAAAGCCGGGCAUUGCCAUGCGUGGGAAGCCGGGGCCGAAUGGAAUCCAGGGUGUGCCCGGUGGGAAUGGCCCACAGGGUCCGAAAGGCAACCAAGGAGUUCCGGGAGUGCCGGGGUUCAAGGGCGAGAACGGGAAUGGCAGGCCUGGCGUCACGGGCCCAAGAGGAUUGCCCGGACCUUCGGGUCCUCCUGGAGGGGCCGGAAUUCCGGGAGUUGGAAAUCCAGGGCUUGAUGGGAUUCCAGGCCUCAAGGGACUGCCCGGACUUCCCGGCGAUAAAGGACUUCCCGGGCCGAACGGCCCUCCCGGAUUGCAAGGCAAGCCAGGUUUCCCGGGUCCAGCUGGAGUGGGAAAACCGGGACCGGACGGGAAGCCUGGCCACCAGGGCAUUCCCGGACUAAAAGGCGACAAGGGGCAACCGGGCGCACCGGGUCUCCCGGGAAUACCGAUCAAUGGCAAGCAAGGCAUGCCCGGCGGGCGCGGAGACCGGGGGCCACCUGGAGGCCUUGGAAUACCGGGCCCCAAAGGCGAGAAGGGUUUCAACGGCGUUCCCGGCUUGAACGGCCCACCGGGAGAGAAAGGCCCCACAGGGCCACCGGGAGGCCGUGGGAUGCCAGGGCAGGGCGGUAUUCCGGGAGCAAAAGGAGACAUCGGAAUGCCGGGCCCUGUGGGUGCCAAGGGAUACGGCGGGGGUGUCGGUCAACCGGGCCUUCCGGGUCCCAUCGGCCUUCCCGGCGACGAUGGGAAACCGGGCUUCCGCGGCCCCACCGGUCCAUCGGGGCCCAAGGGGGAACAAGGACACAAAGGCCUUCCCGGCUUCCAGGGACCGCCGGGCCCCGUGGGACCGAUGGGAAACCCGGGACCGUCGGGGCUGCCCGGCCCUCGCGGCAUCACCGGCAAUUCCGGGUCGCCGGGCGGAGUGGGGCCCAUCGGCCCGCCAGGCCUGCCCGGAGCAAAGGGCCACCCGGGCCCGGUGGGGAACCCCGGGGCGCCGGGCAUGGGCAAGACGGGCCCGGAGGGCCCCACGGGGCCAGCGGGAAAACCGGGCCAGCCGGGACUCAUCGGCCGACCCGGACCGCCGGGCCCUCCGGGAGCGCCGGGGAACGCCGCGCAGCUCGUCGGCCCCAACGGUCUCGGCGUGUCGGAGCUCCGGGGCUCGGCGAACGGCCACGGCGUGGACGAAGGCCCCCGCCCGGGCGCGUCGGGCAAGGUCGAGGGCUCGCUCGGCCGCUUCUCGGCCUUCUCGGCACGCCUCGCCGAGCCCUUCCCGCAGGCCGGCGUGCCCAUCCGGUUCGACGGCGUCAUCUACAACACGCAGCGGCACUACAACCCCACGACGGGCGUGUUCACGUGCGUGCUGCCGGGGGUCUACUACUUCGCCUACCACGUGCACGUGAAGGGCAGCAACGCGUGGGUGGCGCUCUACCGCAACGGCGAGGCGGUGAUCUACACCUUCGACGAGUACAAGAAGGGCUUCCUGGACCAGGCGUCGGGCAGCACUGUGCUCGAGCUGGGUGCCGGCGACCGAGUCUGGGUCCAGAUCCCGUCGGGCCAGGCCGACGGCGUGUUCGCCGAGAAGCUCGUGCACUGCACCUUCUCCGGGUUUCUGCUGCAUCCCAUGUAAAGGGUAGAGGCCAGGGUGGGGAGGUUUUAGGGGGUAAGGGGUGGAAGGUGGGUGGGUGGGGGCGUUUAACCCGAGCCUUCGUACAAGAUGAGAGGAGGGGCUACCGUCCACCCACCUCCACAAUACCGCCCCCCCCGUCCUGUCCAUCCUAUCUCCACAAUGGGGUCCGGUGGAUAGGUGGAAUUUGGAGGGGUUCCUCCUGCCCUGCCACCCUCCCACCGCGGUGUUCUGUCUCGGGCCCUGCAAGGAACCACCGGGCGGCCCUGUGUGGCGAUUACGUGGAGUCGAACUUGGUCUGGAGGUCGUUAGGUGAAGUGGGGUUUCUCGUCUCGUGUUGUGUUUAUCUCGCGUUUAUUUUUUUAACCGCGUCAGAGCAAAUGCGUCUGUUGUUGUUGUUAUGUGUGUGUUUGUGUGUUUGUGUAGGGGCAGCAGCAGCAGUUGCCAGUGUAAUAAAGCCCUGAUGAGAAAAAAACCCCACAAGAAUAGACUUUUAUCCUUUUCUGACAAUAAAGCAAGAGUUAUGUUAAGAUGUUCACAACGCAUCAAGGCUACAUGAACCACACGUACUUGUUGCAAUACAUCAAUACAUGCAAACAAAGUUGCUCUGAUAAUGUAUGCGUCGUCGUUGAAAUUGAUUGGCCUCCACCAGUGUCAGACCAGAGAACGCCAAAAGGUGAAUAGUUACAAAGGAAAUGCUAAUUUCAAAGCGUGAAUCGCUUUGGUUGAGCCGCUAUAUCUAUGGGUCCUUUUUGCCAGUAUCAAAAUAAUGAAAAAAAUAAGUAAUAUUUUAAAAAAACCUUUUUUAAACGCACUUUCAUGAAAUGUACCGUAGUCAUAAUGGCAGGACUCCACGACUCCAGGAAGUGGCCCCGAAGCUUGCCAUAACGUAAGGAACUGUGGUGAUUUACAGCCAACGUGAGUUGAGCGUGGACAAUUAGACCCAAGCCGAAACAUAACAUAUGAAAAAUAAUGUUUAAAAAUAUAUAUAUUUUUUAAUAAUAGAAUAUAGUAUUGUCAUCAGUAUGACAUAAGUAUACCAAGUUUGCAGUCGAUACCACAUUGGAAAGUGGGUUAAAAUUGAGUUACAAGAUUUGAGGAUAUGAGAACAACAACCACAACGACAGACAGAGUGAGUUAAAUGAAAGCGUGUAAUAAAAUAAGAAUUGGCUUCGCCCAUUCUGGCAAUAACACAUGAGCUGUGAAGAUGUUCAGACACCAAAUAGACACACCUGUUGCAAGGCAUCAACACGUCUGCAUUAACCACGCACAGAACUCGUGGCAAAACAUGCAAACAGACAUGGCAAAAAAUUAACCCGUAAAACAAAGUUUUUCACUAUAAAUCCUUUAUAUGCGUGGCAUCGGGGCGGCUAGAGUCCUCUCGUCCUCUGGCUUGAGAUGGCUGCCACCUAUGGGUCAGAUGAUUGUCUGGCAGCAUUAAACAAUUGGUAAUUAAAUAUUUAAUUUGUUUUCCCUAAAAAGUGUAAAAUUUUGGAAAAAAAAUUUCACGAAAAUAAAUUGUCACGCACAACGAGUCUUUGUGCAAAAUGUCAGCUCGAUUGGAUCACGGGAAGUGGGUUAAAAACGACCGAAAGAUUUGCACGGUCGUAAGCAAGCAAGCACGCAAGCACGCAAGCAAGCAAGCGAACUUAAUAUAAAGGAUUUAAAAAGGUCCCAUAGUAAAGCCCUGAUUGGCCGAUGCAACACAGAGGUGUCAUGGUUUCACCGUAGUUGGGGAUGAUCAGUGUGCAGCAACUAACCCCCUCAUGCCAGCGUCUCUACUGCCCAGUGAAAGCUGUCUUACUAUGAGGAUUGCGUUACACGGCCUGGAUUUUAUCAACACACACACACUGCUGAUGUUUCUGUAAGAUCAUCAUCAUCAUCAGCGUCGUUAUCAUCGGCAUCGUCAGUGUUAUAAGUCUACAGAAACAGGGUUACGUUGUCUUCUUGGUCCUUUCGGUAAAGUCACGUAGAAGGGAAGUAAUAAAAUAAUAAAAAUAAAACAUAAUUAAAUAAUUCUCACGACGUUUCGGCCACAAUGCAAG